CUGUCUAGGCACAUAGAUCUAACCAAAAAUUAUAACGAGAGCGAGUGCAUUCUGGGCAACAGAUCAUAAAAAAGUAUAGCAGAUUGUAAAAAAAGUACCACGAAAAACUUCAUAAAAUUUUGAAUUUUUCUGUUAAACGUCUUGUUGUUGAGGAAAGUUUGUUUGUACAUCAUUACUUUUUUGUGUUAACAGAAUAUAUGACAUAAGUGUACGACGAAUUUUAACAAUUAAAACCGAAUCUUUUCCUACUUUGGCGCUAGAAAAAAAUGCCUAGACCAAGAAGUCAGAAACGACAUCGUGGCGAUGAGGAUUUUGAUUUUUCACAAUCACAAAAUUCAAGUCAAACACAAUCCUCUGCCGUUAAUGUAGAUGAUACAGCAUUGCAAAACUACGUAUCUGAUGCACUAAAUUAUAUUUUAUAUGCAGCAGAUAAUUCAGCUUUAAUUAAAAGACAGAACAUUAUUAAAUAUGCUCUCGAAGGCAACACUAGGAUAUGCAAUACUGUGUUGGAGGAGGUUAAAAAAAAUUUAAAGGAAAUAUACGGCUACGAAUUAAAAACUGUAGAUUCUGAAAAACCUCCUUCACAACAUCAGUACUUUUUACUUAAUUUGAUUAAACCUCAUUAUCCUAGCCUACAAUUUACUGACGAGCAAAAACAUGUCAUGAUACUUCGAUAUAUGAUUCUGGUGCAUAUACACAUGUCUGGAGGAAAAUGUACGGGUGAUUCAUUAGAAGAUUUUUCAAAUGAAUGUGGUCUCCCAGUAAAUGACAGCAGCAAUGGACCUUUUGGGAGUAUUAAAAAACAAAUUGCUGAAUUUCAACAGCAAAAUUAUAUAGUUGCAACUGACGAGAGUGAUGGCAAGACUUAUUAUGCUAUUGGAUAUCGAGGACAAUGUGAAUAUGAUAAAAAGGAUUUGGAAAAAUGGUAUUUAAAAAUGGUGAAUGAAGAUGAUAAUCCAGUAGAAGGUGAUGAUGAUAGCACCAGUGAUGAAGAGGAAAAAGAACGUGAAAAUUGAUGACAAAAGAGAAUUUAUAUUCAAAGAAGGAAAAUCUAGAAAAUACAACAUUCUAUUUAUAUAUUAUUAAUUUCUGUUAUUUUCCAUUAUUAAAUGGAUUUUAUCCAAAUAAAAUGCU
Molecule: messenger RNA, 1134 nt
Organism: Ctenocephalides felis (cat flea)
Lineage: Eukaryota; Metazoa; Arthropoda; Insecta; Siphonaptera; Pulicidae
Exons: 2
Coding region: 267-1016 (249 amino acids)
Cellular component (GO): nucleus
Source: RefSeq, a predicted model, not a curated record